This is a messenger RNA of Chinchilla lanigera (long-tailed chinchilla), 7758 nucleotides long. It is a transcript of the gene Slit3, whose product is annotated as slit guidance ligand 3. Gene Ontology annotation, molecular function: heparin binding; calcium ion binding; Roundabout binding. The record is from RefSeq and is a predicted model, not a curated record. Gene Ontology annotation, biological process: negative chemotaxis; axon guidance. NCBI's taxonomy places the organism in Eukaryota, Metazoa, Chordata, Mammalia, Rodentia, Chinchillidae.
CCCGCCGAGGCAGCUCCUGAGGACGCGGGCCCCUGCACACCAUGGCCCCCGGGCGGACAGGGGCCGGCGCCGCCGUGCGCUCUCGCCUGGCGCUGGCCUUGACGCUAGCGAGCGUCCUGAGCGGGCCCCCAGCCGCCGCCUGCCCCACCAAGUGUACCUGCUCCGCCGCCAGCGUGGACUGCCACGGGCUGGGCCUCCGAGCCGUUCCCCGGGGCAUCCCCCGCAACGCCGAGCGCCUUGACCUGGACAGAAAUAACAUCACCAGGAUCACCAAGAUGGACUUUGCUGGGCUCAAGAACCUCCGAGUCUUGCAUCUGGAAGACAAUCAGGUCAGCAUCAUUGAGAGAGGCGCCUUCCAGGAUCUGAAGCAGCUGGAGCGUUUGCGUCUGAACAAAAAUAAGCUCCAGGUCCUUCCAGAAAUGCUUUUCCAGAGCACACCGAAGCUUACCAGACUAGAUCUGAGUGAGAACCAGAUCCAGGGGAUCCCGAGGAAGGCAUUCCGUGGCAUCGCUGACGUGAAGAACCUGCAACUGGACAACAACCACAUCAGCUGCAUUGAAGAUGGAGCCUUCCGAGCGCUGCGCGAUCUGGAGAUCCUCACACUCAACAACAACAACAUUAGCCGCAUCCUGGUCACCAGCUUCAACCACAUGCCGAAGAUCCGGACUCUGCGCCUCCACUCCAAUCACCUGUACUGUGACUGCCACCUGGCCUGGCUCUCAGACUGGCUGCGACAGAGAAGGACAAUCGGCCAGUUCACACUCUGCAUGGCUCCUGUGCACCUAAGGGGCUUCAAUGUGGCGGACGUGCAGAAGAAAGAGUAUGUGUGUCCAGGUCCCCAUUCAGAGGCUCCAUCCUGCAACGCCAACUCGCUCUCAUGCCCCUCCACCUGCACUUGCAGUAAUAAUAUCGUGGACUGUCGAGGAAAAGGCUUGACCGAAAUCCCUGCCAACUUGCCAGAGAGCAUCAUUGAAAUACGCCUAGAACAGAACUCCAUCAAAUCCAUCCCCGCGGGAGCCUUCACCCCGUACAAGAAACUGAAGCGAAUAGACAUCAGCAAGAAUCAGAUAUCGGACAUAGCUCCAGAUGCCUUCCAGGGCCUGAAGUCUCUCACAUCGCUAGUUCUCUAUGGGAACAAGAUCACCGAGAUUGCCAAGGGACUGUUUGAUGGGCUGGUGUCCCUGCAGCUGCUCCUCCUCAAUGCCAACAAGAUCAACUGCUUGCGGGUGAACACCUUCCAGGACCUACAGAACCUCAACUUGCUCUCCCUGUACGACAACAAGCUGCAGACCAUCAGCAAGGGGCUCUUUGCCCCUCUGCAGUCCAUCCAGACGCUCCACUUAGCCCAAAACCCGUUUGUGUGCGAUUGCCACUUGAAGUGGCUGGCUGACUACCUCCAGGACAACCCCAUCGAGACAAGCGGGGCCCGCUGCAGCAGCCCACGCAGGCUUGCCAACAAGCGCAUCAGCCAGAUCAAGAGCAAGAAGUUCCGCUGCUCAGGCUCCGAGGACUACCGCAGCAGGUUCAGCAGUGAGUGCUUCAUGGACCUCGUGUGCCCCGAGAAGUGCCGCUGUGAGGGCACCAUUGUGGAUUGCUCUAACCAGAAGCUGGCCCGCAUCCCGAGCCAUCUUCCAGAAUAUGUCACCGAUCUGCGACUGAAUGACAAUGACAUAUCUGUCCUGGAGGCCACCAGCAUCUUCAAGAAGUUGCCCAACCUGCGGAAAAUAAACCUGAGCAACAAUAAGAUCAAGGAGGUGCGAGAGGGAGCCUUUGAUGGAGCAGCCGGCGUGCAGGAGCUGAUGCUGACAGGGAACCAGCUGGAGACUGUGCAUGGGCGCACGUUCCGCGGACUCAGUGGCCUUAAGACCCUGAUGCUGAGGAGCAACGAGAUCAGCUGUGUGAACAACGACACCUUCGCUGGCCUGAGCUCUGUGAGGCUACUUUCCCUCUACGACAAUCGGAUCACCACCAUCACCCCUGGAGCCUUCACCACGCUGGUCUCCCUGUCCACCAUCAACCUACUGUCCAACCCCUUCAACUGCAACUGCCACCUGGCCUGGCUGGGCAAGUGGCUGCGGAAGAGGCGCAUCGUCAGCGGGAACCCCCGGUGCCAGAAGCCCUUCUUCCUGAAGGAGAUCCCCAUCCAGGACGUGGCCAGCCAGGACUUCACCUGCGACGGCAACGACGAGAGCAGCUGCCAGCUGAGCCCGCGCUGUCCAGAGCAGUGCACCUGCGUGGACACAGUGGUGCGGUGCAGCAACAAGGGCCUCCGCGCCCUCCCGAAGGGCAUGCCCAAGGACGUGACUGAGCUGUACCUGGAAGGAAAUCACUUAACAGCUGUACCCAGAGAGCUGUCUGCGCUCCGACACCUGACACUUAUUGACCUGAGCAACAACAGCAUCGGCGUCCUGACCAAUUACACCUUCAGCAACAUGUCUCACCUCUCGACUCUGAUCCUGAGCUACAACCGGCUGAGAUGCAUCCCUAUCCAUGCCUUCAACGGGCUGCGGUCUCUCCGUGUGCUAACUCUUCAUGGCAAUGACAUUUCCAGCGUUCCUGAAGGCUCCUUCAAUGAUCUGACAUCUCUUUCCCACCUGGCACUGGGAACCAACCCGCUCCACUGUGACUGCAGUCUGCGUUGGUUGUCGGAGUGGGUGAAGGCAGGGUACAAGGAGCCUGGCAUUGCCCGCUGCAGUAGCCCUGAGUCCAUGGCCGACAGACUGCUGCUCACCACUCCCACCCACAGGUUCCAGUGCAAAGGUCCUGUGGACAUCAACAUUGCGGCCAAGUGCAAUGCUUGCCUCUCGAGUCCGUGCAAGAACAAUGGGACGUGCACUGCAGACCCCGUGGAGCAGUACCGCUGCGCCUGCCCCUACAGCUACAAGGGCAAGGACUGCACUGUGCCCAUCAACACCUGCAUCCAGAACCCCUGUCAGCACGGAGGCACCUGCCACCUGAGUGAGAGCCACAAGGAUGGGUUCAGCUGCUCCUGCCCCCUGGGCUUUGAGGGGCAGCGGUGUGAAAUCAACCCAGAUGACUGCGAGGACAAUGACUGUGAAAACAAUGCUACUUGUGUGGAUGGGAUCAACAACUACGUGUGUGUGUGCCCACCUAACUACACAGGUGAGCUGUGUGAUGAGGUGAUUGACCACUGCGUGCCUGAGGUGAACCUCUGUCAACAUGAGGCCAAGUGCAUCUCCCUGGACAAAGGAUUCAGGUGUGACUGUGUCCCUGGCUACAGCGGGAAGCUCUGCGAGACAGACAAGGAUGACUGCGUGACUCACAAGUGCCGCCAUGGGGCCCAGUGUGUGGACGCGGUCAAUGGCUACACGUGCAUCUGCCCCCAGGGCUUCAGUGGGGUCUUCUGCGAGCACCCCCCACCCAUGGUCCUGCUGCAGACCAGCCCUUGUGACCAGUACGAGUGCCAGAACGGGGCACAGUGCAUCGUGGUGCAGCAGGAACCCACCUGCCGCUGCCCCCCGGGCUUCGCCGGCCCCAGGUGCGAGAAGCUCAUCACGGUCAACUUCGUGGGCAAAGACUCCUACGUGGAACUGGCCUCUGCCAAGGUCCGGCCCCAGGCCAACAUCUCCCUGCAGGUGGCCACUGACAAGGACAAUGGCAUCCUUCUGUACAAGGGAGACAACGACCCCCUGGCACUGGAGCUGUACCAGGGCCAUGUAAGGCUCGUCUACGACAGCUUGAGCUCCCCUCCAACCACAGUGUACAGUGUGGAGACAGUAAAUGAUGGACAAUUCCACAGUGUGGAGCUGGUGAUGCUAAACCAGACCUUGAACCUGGUAGUGGAUAAAGGAGCACCAAAGAGCCUUGGGAAGCUCCAGAAGCAGCCAGCAGUCGGCAUCAACAGCCCCCUCUACCUUGGAGGUAUUCCCACCUCCACGGGCCUCUCUGCAUUGCGCCAGGGCACCGACCGGCCACUGGGUGGAUUCCACGGCUGCAUCCAUGAAGUGCGCAUUAACAAUGAGCUACAGGACUUCAAGGCCCUCCCGCCACAGUCCCUGGGGGUCUCUCCGGGCUGCAAGUCCUGCACUGUGUGCAAGCAUGGCCUGUGCCGCUCAGUUGAGAAAGACAGUGUGGUAUGUGAGUGCCACCCGGGCUGGACUGGCCCGCUGUGUGACCAGGAAGCCCGGGACCCCUGCUUCAGCCACAGCUGCAACCACGGAAAGUGUGUGGCAACCGGGAGCUCGUAUGUGUGCAAAUGUGCUGAGGGCUACGGAGGAGCUUUGUGUGACCACAAGAAUGAUUCUGCCCACGCGUGCUCAGCCUUCAAGUGCCACCAUGGACAGUGCCACAUCUCAGAUCGAGGGGCGCCCUCCUGCCUGUGCCAGCCUGGCUUUAGUGGGGAGCACUGUGAACAAGAGAAUCCGUGUCUGGGGGAGGUUGUCCGAGAAGCAAUUCACCGUCAGAAAGGUUACACAUCGUGUGCCACCGCCUCCAAAGUGCCCAUGAUGGAAUGCCGCGGGGGCUGCGGGCCCCAGUGCUGCCAGCCCAUCCGCAGCAAGCGACGGAAAUACGUCUUCCAGUGCACAGAUGGCUCCUCAUUCGUGGAAGAGGUGGAGAGACACUUGGAGUGUGGCUGCCGCCCGUGUUCCUAAGCCCCGCUGCCCGCACGCGCACCCACCGCCUCUCAGACUCCAGCUUGGUGGGGCCCAGGACAGCCACAUGGCCCCCCAUUGAGAUUCAGAACGAAGGAGAGAAAGCUGGAGAGCAAGAAAAAAAGAAGAGAAUAUUAAGUAUAUUGUAAAAUAAACAAAAAAUAGAACUUAUUUUUAUUAUGGAAAGUGACUAUUUUCAUCUUUUAUUAUAUAAAUAUAUCACACCAGCUGAGUAUAUGUACCAUAUAGUGAGUUAUUUUUACUGAGUUCUUGUUUUGUGAUGUGUAUUUUUCGUGGUUUUACAAACAGCUGUUUUAAAAUUUUAAGACAAAAAAGACUAAUAAAAAUGUUUUAAACAAAAGGGUAAGAAUAAAGAAAUGAGAGCCUGUCUGAGGAAGCAGGAGGACAUUUGCAUGAUUGUGAAGCACUCACAUGUCCACAGGAACCAAGACCUGCUUCCCGAGCUCAGGAAAAAGGAGUAAGAGAAAGACAGAGAAGGAAAAGAUUGUUCUUAGUUUCUUGUUUUUAACUCCUUUUUUUCUCUCCCCUAAAAGCACCCACUUUUUAAGGGUUCUGGUUGUCUCUGCCCAAGAUGCCUAUUGCUUCCAGGAGAAAGCGGCCCUGGCCUUCCUGAGACUUGCUGCAGCUCACAAUUGCUUUCUGCCUGCCGUGGGCACGCUGCAAGAUCUGGGGCCACAGGAAGACCCCUUUCUCCUUCCAGGGAGGCCCUAGUUUCCAUUAGAGACCUGACCACCUACACCUUGCCAAACACUUCAUCUGAGCCUAUUUUACCAAAUUUUAAAGUAGCUGUUCUUUUCUCUGUAAGAAGGUACUCUUGUGUGAGGCGAAGGAAGACGGUAAGGUUCAUACAGCUUCCUUAGGCCUUUCCUCCCCUCUCCAGCUGAUUUCACACUGGAAGGAAGCCGAGAGAGCAGAGAGUCCAAUGCUGGCAUGAAAAGGGCCAGGAGCCAAGCCUGCCCACAGCACUCCCAUGUCCAACAGGGAUUCCGCCACCCGAUCCUCUAGGCUACCAUCAUGGUGAUGACCAACUGCCCAUCUGUAGCACUUUCCAAUGCACAUCUGAACUCUACUUUAUUCACCCGUGCCUCUCGGGGGAGAGUAGAGCAGUGAGCCCUAUUUCAUAGUUUAGGAAACCUAGGCUCUGUAACUUGCCAUAAAUCACCCUUCUGCUAAGUGGAGGACCUGAACCUGGAAUCCAGACUCAAAGCUCUAGAUUCUUCUCCAGAAUGGCUGAACACAGAAGAUUCAGGCAGGUUAAGUUCAUCAACAGAGCCCUAAAUAAAAUAGGAAGCAGAUAAUUUCUCCUCACUUUUCUCCCUGCUUUUAUUCUGCUUUAUUCAUUCCUUGUUCUGCCUCCCUCUUAUACAGAAAAAUACUAGAUAGAACAAGUACUUGGUAUCUAGGAAACAUGAGCAAAGGCAGCCGGUCCAGCUUCUGACCCCAUUCCUAAGUGACCUUCCCUGUCCCUGUCAUCCCACAUCUCUCCUCCACCUUCCUUUGCCCCCAUGGACCCCUAAGCGUUAGUACUUGUCACCCAGGAGCUCAGCUGUUCCCAGCUCCCUGCUUCUCAGCAUCCACCCCUCCUUGCCCAAGAGCCUCCACUGCUUAUAUCUCAGGGAGGACAGUUUGGGAUCUUUCAGCUCUGAGUGUCCCCAGAGGAACCUAGUUGCUUUGUGGGGACCAAUGGUGGGCCAAAGACUCAAGGGAAAAAGAACACAGAGGAACAUAAGGCAAGGUAAAGACGAGCAGGGAGGGGUUUGCUAGAGAAAGUUACUUUAAAAUAUGCAUGUGGAUAUGUGUUAUGUUCUAGGUACUGUAUCUUAUUAUGGAUUUGUUCAUAGAUUUAUUUAGCAUUAACUACAUUAUAUCAGAUAUUCUAUUUACUAUAUAUAUUUAUAUACAUUCAUUUAAGUCUCAAAACAAUCAUGUUAAAAACAUUACUGAUUCACUUUACAGUUGAAUAGACUGAAACACAGAGAAGUUAAGGAAUUUACCAAGGAGAAGAUACUAAUACAUUGCAGAGGUAGGAUUUGAACCCAGGCUGUCAGGCUCUAGAACUUGCUCACUUAAUCAUUAAACCACCCUGCUGCUUCUGAGAAAGAAAUAUAUCCCGCCUUUAAGGAUCUUACAGUCUGAGGUAGAAACAGUAAUGAAAAUGGACACUUAUGUACCCCCUGAUGGCAGUUUAAAGAACAGAAGUGCUGUUUAAAAAGGAGAAUUUCCAAUCUUGGGUCUUUGAGGAUGAACAGCAGUUUGCCAAGCCCAGAAAGGGAAGAUCAAUUUUCCCUGCAACAGCCAAAUAAAAAGCAGUAAAAUGUUUGCUAGCCAGAGGUGCCGUGUGGCAGGAGUAUGAGAUGCACACUGGGAAACAGAGAAACGGGGUAGAUGUGAAGGCAGGGUUUAAACCACAAAGAGCUACAUGUGCCAGGCCAGGCCAUACAGAGUCAGAGAGAGUUUCAGCAGAGGAAAAGUAAGACAAGGUCUGAUUGAGAGACAGAGCUGGUAGCAAAGUAAAGGUGAAUCUCUAGCACCCAAAAUGGCCUUGGCGCCCCUAGGUCUUCACUCUGUGGCUAGAAAACACUGAUUUCAAGGUGGACCCCAAGUCUUUCUGGCAGCUCAGAAGCUCAGCCCUGCAAGGGUCCACCUGAUCCUUAUUCUACUACCAAUACCCUUAACGAGCCUCUCCCCACCCAGUACAAAGUCUGAUCGGCCUGCCACCUCACGAGCCUCACCCAGGGCCACUGGCGUUCUAGGAAGACUCGUCAGACCAGUGGCUUUCCCUCUCCUUUCCCAAGGAUUUCGGAGCCUCCCUCUUCCACUCACCUUGCGGGCUUGUUCCUGAAUCCAGCCACGGUCAGCCAAAACAGCAAAAAGUCCUGAUUCUAUCUCGGUGCAGCUUGCAUUGCAUAGAUUUUGAGCCUUCCCCUCAAUUUUGGAAGCACUAACUUUAAGAAAUGUCAAAUGCAAAGAACAUUUUUUUAAAAUCCUUCCCAAAAUGAAGUAUCUCUAACAGAAUUAAAAACGAUCUCCUUGAAUAGCCAAAUUUCUCAGAACAGAAAGCCCCAUGGAUAGGAAGGCAUCUGUUGAUUAAUUUGCACCCCGAAUUUUUUUUUUUUUUUUUUUU